Molecule: messenger RNA, 1602 nt
Organism: Colletotrichum karsti
Lineage: Eukaryota; Fungi; Ascomycota; Sordariomycetes; Glomerellales; Glomerellaceae
Product: metallopeptidase family M24
Exons: 3
Coding region: 1-1602 (533 amino acids)
Source: RefSeq, a predicted model, not a curated record
AUGAUCUUCUUGUCUCUUUACUUGCCGCCAUCUUCUCUGCAUGCACAGCAGAUCGAACCAAGAAUUGCAAACAUCAUUCUUCUUUCCAAUUACUUGGAGAUGUCGGGCUCAGAGAGAAAACAACAAACAGCGUCCCGCGCCCCGGCCCGACCGCCGCAGCCACCCACACGCCGCUCCCGACUACUUCCUUUGGUCGCGACAUCUUUGUUUCUCCUAGCGACCAGCUUCUACUCGUCCUCAAUUUACCAUUACAAUCAGCCUACCGGAUUUCAAAAGGUUCAACAAUGCGCCAUUGAUAAUCUGAAAUCCGACUUGUCGUUUCUCAACUCCGCUGUACCCAUUGCCGCAGAUGAGUUCAUCGAGCGAAGGGAUCGUCUUGCGAAGGCCUUGGCAGCAUCCAACAUCGACGCCUUUGCCCUCGAGCCCGGUUACACCUUUCAGUACUAUGGUAAUAUAUCUCAAGUCGACUGGGAGCCCUGGGAGCCUGAGGAACGGCCGUUCCUCAUGUUGGUCAUGCCCCAGACGUUGCCGUCCGGUGAAAUUACCGGUAAGACUGCGUUCUUGUCACCUCACUUUGAGGAGGGCCGCGUACGCAUGCUCGGUAUCCCUUCCAGAGACGAGGAGCUAGACAUUGUCAUCUGGGAGGAGCACUGGAACCCGUACAGCACGCUGCUCAAGUCACGUCUUUUCGACGGCCGCAAGGCUAAAAUUAUGGUCGAUGAAGAGAUGCGCGACUUUAUUGUCCGCGGCUUGGAUUCUGUCGGCUUUGAGACCGUCGGUCUGAACCCCGAAGUGGAGCUUGUGCGCCAACAGAAAAGCCCCGCCGAAGUGGAGCUCCUCCGCGCCGUGAACACCGGGACUGUUGUUGCCGUCCGGGCCAUGCGGCCUUGUCUGGUCCCUGGCCUCACCGAAAAUGAUGUGACAGACAUCUUGAACAAUGCCUUGCUCUCUAUCGACUUCUCUUUAUUCUUCAACAUCGUCUUGUUCGAAGAACAUGGGGCAUUGCCACAUGGUGGCUUCGUUACUGGGUGGAAGAAGCUGACACCCGAGAGCAUGGUGGUCAUAGACGUCGGUGCCCAUUACUUGGGGUACAGUUCAGACAUUUGUCGAAGUUUCUUCAUUGACCCGCCGGAGACUCGCUGCAACAGCGCAAUUGGCAAGCUUCUAAGAUGGUUUGGAUCUGGGAAGUCGUACUCCGCAACGCACGAGAAUAAGGGGGACUCAGAGCUCCGCGCUGAGAAAUUGAAGGUCUGGGACAUUGUUUUGGAUGCCCAAACUGCGGCUGCUUCAGCUUUCAAGCCCAACAACACGGCAGCUAGUGUGGACAUUGCCGCUCGUCAAGUUAUCGAAAACGCAGGCUACGGGUACGGCUUUACUCACCGCUUAGGCCACGGCAUCGGAAUCAAAGCACAUGAGUCUCCAUACUUGAACAAGUGGAAUAAGGAUGUGCUACUGCAGCCAGGCAUGACUUUUACAAAUGAGCCAGGCAUCUAUCUCGAGAACCGAUUCGGAGUACGACAUGAGGAUAUCUAUCUGGUUAGAGAGUCGGGCGAGGCAGAGCUUCUUACUGGACGCAGAGCCACAGGUCCCUACGAUCCAUGA